Molecule: messenger RNA, 822 nt
Organism: Schistocerca gregaria
Lineage: Eukaryota; Metazoa; Arthropoda; Insecta; Orthoptera; Acrididae
Exons: 5
Coding region: 44-727 (227 amino acids)
Source: RefSeq, a predicted model, not a curated record
CUCCAGGCCACCUUGAGGCUACAGUCGAGCGAGGUGACAGACGAUGGCUCGCCUCACGCUGCUUCUGGUGGUCGCCGCGGCACUCGUGGUGAAGGCUUCGCCCUACGGUGACGACUACGGCUACGGCGGGCAUCACGACGACAAAAACGAUGACUGGAACGAGUUCCAGAGGUACCUGGAGCACGUUAACAGCGACGUCCGCGCGCUCGUCAAGGCCAGCGUGGACUUCCUGCGGUGGCGCGGCGUCCCCGUGAAGAGGGCUCUGGCAUACGCCUUGCAAGGUGUUCGGGUCCUGCUGCGGCUGUGGGGGAAAAUACUAAAUAAGGAAAAGGACUUCCACCACGAUAUUAGUUCACUGGACAACGCCAAGAAACAGGCACGUCACUCAGCACCCUGGGCGGAUAAAGAAAUAAAGGAAGCAGAGAAAAAGUUCCCUGACCUGGUUAACUGCCUCAAGGAAGUUGUGACCGGCCUAGUGAAGACCGUCACAGGCAUUCUCGGUGGCCUCGGCGACCACGGUGGCCAUGGUGACCACGAUGGCGACGGCGGCCACGGCGGCCACGACGGCUGGGACCACGGCGGCCACGGCGGCCACGGGCUGGCCGACGGCCUGCCUCUGGGGAAGGGCGGGCACGGCCCAGUUGGCGGUCUGGAGAUUCCGGGCAAUCUCGCCGGCAAAGGACACGGCGCCGCCGGUUUCGACGUAGGUGGCCUACUGGGACGGUGAGCUGGACUGUGUCACAUCAUGACCAUAAUCUACACAUGAAGACUGUAUCAUACUGAAAUAAUUGUCAAAUACAUGUCGAUUUGUUGUGACAAUGA